Messenger RNA from Linum trigynum, 2870 nucleotides. NCBI's taxonomy places the organism in Eukaryota, Viridiplantae, Streptophyta, Magnoliopsida, Malpighiales, Linaceae. The record is from the annotation of a GenBank genome assembly.
AUCGUCCAAACUUAAUACGUAAUUUAUCGAAUUGUCCACUUUAAAUUUCAAAAUCAAACACAAAAAAAAAAUCGGAUUUUUACCUCGUCGGAGUCGCUACUCAUGAUUCGGACGUAUUCUCGACGAUUACGACUCGAGAAUGUCAACGAUGAAUUUGAGAGUAUGAGAAAUUGAGUGUUUUUCAAUUUUUUAGUCAAAGUGAUGUUUGUUUGCUAAAGAUGCCAAAAGAUUAAAAAUAUAACUUUGUUAUUUUUUAGGACGAUCAAUAGUAAUUUUAAGUACGACCUUUAUCAAUUCCCCAAAAGAAUAGAGAAAUGGCACGCGCACUUAAUGAAGUUGUUAUCAUGCUCUUAGGUUGUUGUCGGUUUCUUGUUGUGUCGAUUGAUGUAACGAUAAGCUUUAGGAUUGACUAGUUGAUACCUUCACACAUUUGAUUUUGACUCCAGGGAUCGUAUAGGUUGGGUGCAAUUUCAAGUUAUGUAACUUGAAUAGAUCUAAGCAACUAAAAUAGGUUAAGGUUUCUCUAAGAAGUUCUUGAGGAAGCUAGAGAAGAUAUGUUCUGAUUUUUUAUGGCAUGGGGACGAUACAGGUAGAGCAAAAGUGUCUUGGGACAGACUAGCGUGUCCACGGAAAGAGGGUGGCUUGGGUGUGCGUGACCUCAUAUCUUGGAACAGAGCAUGUACUGCCAGGAUGCUCUGGCUCCUUCUGAUGCAUUCGGGCGCACUUUGGAUUGCUUGGAUGUAUGCGUACAGAUGCAGGGGGGGGAUCUCUGGAGUAUGAGAGUUGUUGCUUCUAGCUCCUGGGCUUGGAGACGCAUUUUGAAGGUCAGGUCUGUCUUCCAACCUUUGAUGGGUCUGCAGAAUGGAGUUGGGACAUGGAUAGGUACGAAAAUGAUUUCCUAUUAUGUUCGUGAAGUCUGGAACUCCUUAAGGCCUGCCAACAAUAGAGUCAGUUGGUUUAAGCUAUUGUGGGGAAGGAACCAUGUCCCACGAUGGAGUUUUAUUGCUUGGAUUAUAAUGAAAGAUGCCAUGGUUACGAGGGCAAAGUUGCUAAGAUGGGGAAGAGUUAAAGAUGAUAUGUGUGGUUUAUGUGGGAUGGCUAGUGAGACGCGUGAGCACCUUUUCUUUGACUGUAUCUUCUCUAGGUGGUUAUUGGGUAAAGUGGGUUUGCAAUUUGGUAGUAUUUCUAGGGAUGGUUGAGUUGCAGAAGCCACUGCACUAGCUGUUGGCAACAGUCCAUGGAGGCGAGUGCUAGUCUUGAUUUGGUGUUCUUUGACCACUUUCAUCUGGCAGGAGAAGUGUCGAAGAGACCAUGGAGAAAAUCCGAGAAGUGCUGAAGUUGUAUAUGGUUUGUGGUUGUCUGAUAUUCGUUUUGUUGUAGGAGGGUGUCCCGAGUUAUUGGAUGAUUGUGUGAGGCUUGGUUUUAUAACACUGUGAGUUUACAGGGGUAGUGAAAUUGUAGUAUAUGUAGUGGAGGGAUUAUCCAGAGUAGUUCUGCAUGGAAUUCUCUGUUUCGUUGUAUCAGCAGUGGCCCUGUUCACUUGUCGUUUUUAUUUGGUAAUAAAAGGGGGAACUGAUUCAACAAAAAAAAAGGUUAAGGUCAUUUUAAGCCCAUAAUUAAGAUAAAAAUCAGUGUUUGUGAAAUCGUACCGUAUCAGUGGUAUUAUUCAUCCCUCUCAUUGUCAUUGACCUUCACUCAAGGAAGUAUUUUACUAUUCAAUGCUUAAUAUCCCCUAAGAGUGGCGGUCCGACCGAAAAAUGUUAGUGAGUGCAGUGGCGGACCCAGGAAUUACAUCAAGGGUAUUCAACGAUGAAAUAAAUCACCAAGAAUUGUCAAAUAACCUUGAGUUCAAAUACUACCAUCGCGAAAACAAAAUUUUACAAAAGGAAUUUUGGUCAAAAAAUGGAAACAGGGUUUGUCAAUUGACAAGCCUUGGGCUAACCUAGGUCCGCCACUGAGUGAGUGGUAUAUGAUCCACGAUUGAACCUCUUCCAAGUCCCAACAACCCGAGUUAUUGGGAAUAACUGGUUCUUGACAUGGUAUCCGAGUCUGGUUUGUCCUUGAGGUCACGUGUUCAAGUCCUCACGACCUCCAAUAUUAACCGUUGUCUUCAAGCACAUGGUAUGGCGGGCCUGUGCAACCUUCAAGCUCAUGAGUCGGCUUUCGUUUGAGGGGGCGUGUAAGAGAUUGAUAUAAGAUCCAUAAUAACCUUCUCCCAACAAGUCGAGUUAUUGCGAUCAACUGGUUCUUGACACGGUAUCAGAGCCUGCUGUAGCCGAAAGGUCUUGUGUUCGAAUCCUGGUGACCCAUUUGUGAAUCACAUGUAUUCUCGUCGAAUCCUGAUGACCCAUUUGUGAAGCACAUGUAUUCUCGUAUUCAGAUAUGUACAAACGAAAGCACUUAUGAGUUGACUGACAUACCCCGACUGUUCCAAUAUACAAACUCAGCGCUACGAGCCUACGACCAGGGGCGGAGGCAGAGGGUUAAAGGGUGGGUCCCGGUACCCACCCUAACUUGGGAUGGAAAAUGGUCAAUUAAGUAUAAUAGUUAAUCGAGUAUGAAAAAUAACACGUAUAUAAAUGAAAAUGGUUAACCUUUCAAAUAUUUGAUGUAUGCUUUAUAAGUUGUGCAUUGUCAUAUUCAAUAUUUUUAUAACGAGCUAUGUACAAAUAUAAUGGUGCAUAUGAUCUGUCUAAAAUUAAAGAUGUAUUUAUUCAAUAUCUACAACAAAUUUUCACCAAAUUAUGGCUAAUUUGUAAAAAUAAUUUUAUUUCAGUAAGGGGUAGGGAAAGUGUAGCCGGUGGUUCCUAUAAGGACGAAAAUGAGUUAAUUAGUACAAAGUUAAUUGAGAAUGAAAUUUAGGGCACUUC